AAAGAAACAUACACAAAACCUUCAGGAGCCCAUUCAGACUGUUACUAUGGUGGAGUUUUUUGUGACAACUGAUUGUUAGGGUUUAAUGUGAGAGUUUGCUCAAAUAUCACUUUUAGACUUAUUCUAUGUGAGGCAGGUUAUUGUUUUAUUAUCUUAUUGCAUUGAAAACUGGACCUUAAAUGCUAACAACUAGAAUGUGAAGCAUGAUUUUUUUAGGAUUUACAUUUUUUGUUCUUGCUUUAAUAAACUUGUUAACCGUCUACGGCAGGCCAGCAGGUGUCCACUUGCGUAACAUGGAGAGCUUCAUCCAAUCUGUGCAGCAGGUUGAAGACUCCAACCCUGGUCUCUCACCUCUGGCUCUGGUUAGAGCUUUGAGAAAGACUGCUGGCCAUGACGAUCUAAUGACCAUCCAUUUCUUGGGUGCGUCAUAUAACCACAGUGAUACAGAGGGUUUAGAGGGAUCAAUUCUAAAUGCAACAUCCUUCAGCUUUUUUGAUAAGGCUAUCCACCAUAUUGUAACUGACCAAGGCGAGGAGCGGGGGGUGGUCCUUGCUCCAGACGGCACCACGGUUGCUCUUGCACCCCUACUUUUAGGGAUUGAAUCAGGACUAAAAGCUAAAAUGGAGGUAACGCAAGCUCUUGGGAUCUUCCCUCUAACCCUUGGUAGGACGAUGGGGCUAUCAUUCCUCAGCCACCAGGACAUUCCACCUUCUCUCCGUCUGGGUCCCAACGGGUGCUGGGACAAUGUGGAGCAGCCAAAGGUAUUUAGACUAUCUCGGCCCGCUACUCUGGCCACGGAUGCCAUUAUCAACGGUGGUAUGGAUGGAGUUAUACUGGGCAUGCACCUCAGCAGCUUACCAGCAUCUCAGCAGCCCCAGGCCCUCAGUGAGAUCUUAGGAGGAUACUAUAAUUUCACUUUGACUGAGAAACAAGGCAUUGAUGUUGUGACCAGGCACAUAAGCCCGAGGAGAAGGGAGCUUUCAAGAUCACUUCUGGAGCCACUUGAUCUUCACAAUGCAGUGAUGACAACACUAGCAUUGGUCUGGAAGCUGGAGAACACAGAAUGGAUUUCUUAUGACACUGGUUUGGGCAAGGUGGUGCAGGAUGGACUGCAGACAUUUAGGCACAAAUACUUGGAUUGCCCUCAGAUCAUCCCUCGCUGCCAGUGGGGAGCGAAAGCUUACCGGGAUACACCAAUUCCACUCUCUCUGCCCCUUCAGUUUCUCUAUGUUCAUCAUACCUAUGAGCCUUUUUCGCCCUGUUUAUCCUUCUCAAGCUGCUCCCGUGACAUGAGGUCCAUGCAGCGUUUUCACCAAGAAGAUCGUGGAUGGACUGACAUUGGAUAUAGCUUUGUCGUUGGAUCUGAUGGUUACAUCUACGAAGGAAGGGGUUGGAACCACAUUGGCAGACACACCAGGGGACACAAUGCCAUCGGCUACGGUGUGUCAAUCAUUGGAAACUAUACGGCCAAACUGCCAUCUCGCCAUGCCAUGGACUUGUUGCGUUUUCAACUGGUGCCCUGUGCAGUGAAUGGAGGAGGUCUCACAAGCAAUUUUACUAUCCAAGGCCACAGACAGGUGGUGAACUACACCUCUUGUCCUGGAGAUGCCUUGUUUUCAGAAAUAAGAAGCUGGGAACAUUUUAGGGAAUAACAGGAAUGGCAGCCAUUGUUGUUUUGCGAUUUCUAAACACCAUCUUGGUUCCCGAUUUGUUUUGAUUACUGUGAAUUCGAUAAUUUAUCCAUCAUAAAGGGCUCAAUUAAAAGCCCUCUAUAUUUCGAAUACAAUUUACACCAGAAUAUUUUGCUGAAACGAUGGAAGAAGGAAGAAACUGUUAUCUUGAGCAUGUAAAACCAUACUGCGUCAAAGUUGUCAAAUAUUAAGAAACGUGAUUGUCUAUCAAAGACUCUUUGGCAUUUUUACGAUUUAUUGGCUCAUGUUGAAUCACAGCUAACAAUUAUCAUGCUUUAAAUUAAAGAUACAGUUUGGCUUUUUCUAUCCAAAAAAAUACCAAAGUAACAAAUUACUUAAUCUAAGUAAUGGAGCAUAGAAAGGAAAAUGUUCUCUAUGUAAUUUAAAAACCGUGUUAUUUUCUAGAUGCAGAAGAAUAAAGGAAAAGUCCACAACUGCUGA
Messenger RNA from Girardinichthys multiradiatus, 2132 nucleotides. RefSeq names its product N-acetylmuramoyl-L-alanine amidase-like. NCBI's taxonomy places the organism in Eukaryota, Metazoa, Chordata, Actinopteri, Cyprinodontiformes, Goodeidae. The transcript has 4 exons. Gene Ontology annotation, biological process: defense response to Gram-positive bacterium; detection of bacterium; peptidoglycan catabolic process. The coding region runs from base 204 to 1652 and encodes 482 amino acids. The record is from RefSeq and is a predicted model, not a curated record. Gene Ontology annotation, molecular function: peptidoglycan binding; zinc ion binding; N-acetylmuramoyl-L-alanine amidase activity.